AUGUCAGUUCUCAUUAUGACUAGUCUUGGGGAGAUUGUCAUCGAUUUGUACUCCACUAGAUGCCCUUUGACUUGCAAGAACUUCCUCAAGCUCUGCAAGAUCAAGUACUACAAUGGGUGUCUUUUCCACACUGUUCAAAAGGAUUUCACUGCACAAACCGGUGAUCCUACUGGUACUGGACUUGGCGGAGAUUCCAUCUACAAAUUUCUGUAUGGUGAGCAGGCUCGCUUUUUUGGAGAUGAGAUUCAUCUCGAUUUAAAACAUUCCAAAACCGGCACUGUUGCCAUGGCUAGUGCUGGAGAAAAUCUCAAUGCUUCCCAGUUUUAUUUCACACUUCGUGAUGAUCUAGACUAUCUUGAUGGAAAACACACUGUGUUUGGGGAGGUUGCCGAGGGGCUUGACAUUUUGACUAGGAUAAACGAAGCUUAUGUUGAUGCCAAAAACAGACCAUAUAAAAACAUUAGAAUCAAGCACACAUAUAUACUUGACGAUCCCUUUGAAGAUCCCACUCAAUUGGCUGAGAUGAUACCAGAUGCUUCCCCGGAUGGAAAACCCAAGGAAGAGAUCGAAGUUGACGUGCGUCUAGAAGAUGAUUGGAAUCCUAUGGAUGAAGAACUUGAUGCUCAUAAACUGGAGGAGGUUAUCCGUGAGAAAGCUGCUCAUUCUAGUGCUGUUGUACUUGAAAGUAUUGGAGAUAUCCCAGAGGCCGAGGUCAAGCCUCCUGAAAAUGUGCUGUUUGUCUGCAAACUGAAUCCUGUGACUGAGGAUGAGGAUCUGCAUACCAUUUUCUCACGCUUUGGAACUGUCAUAUCGGCUGAUGUAAUCCGGGACUUCAAAACAGGUGACAGUUUGUGCUACGCUUUUAUAGAGUUUGAGGAGAAGGCGGCAUGCGAACAAGCCUAUAAUAAGAUGGACAAUGCUCUGAUUGAUGAUAGAAGAAUACAUGUGGACUUCAGUCAGAGUGUGUCCAAACUUUGGUCACAGUUCCGGCAGAAAGACUCACAAAAGGGUAAAGCAGGGAAUGGAUGUUUCAAAUGUGGGUCGACGGAUCAUGUAGCCAAGGACUGUGUGGGUGGUGGUAAUCAGGCUUCAAAGUUCAUAGUAAAAGAUCAGAACAGACAGCACGGAGGAGGUGAAGGGUAUGAUAUGGUGUUUGAGGGAGAUAUAGCUGAAAGGCCCAAGAGGGAGAAGAGAGAGGACAAGGAGAAGAUUGGGAGGAGAAGUCCACAUGGCUAUGGUGAAGGCAAAAGACGAGAGAGAGAAGAAGGGAGAAGUCCUCGUGUCUAUGGUGAAGGAAAAAGACGAGACAGAGAUGAAGGUGACAAGGCAGCUAGUAAGUACAAUGGUAGAAGACAUGAUAGGGAACAAGUAAGAGAAAGGGAGAGGGACAGGAGGUAUGAUGAUGGUGGGAGUAGGGAGAAGAAACAGAGGGAGAGAAAUGAAAGAGAGAGUAGGGAAGAUGAAGAGAGGAGGAGAAGAAGACGCCCGUUGGAAUGA
This is a messenger RNA of Eruca vesicaria subsp. sativa (arugula), 1497 nucleotides long. Lineage: Eukaryota; Viridiplantae; Streptophyta; Magnoliopsida; Brassicales; Brassicaceae. The record is from the annotation of a GenBank genome assembly.